GCGGGCUGCGCGAAGACGGCGAGGCGGCGCUGGGGGGCUGGCUCGGGCGGCAGCGUCGGCAGCUGCGGAUGGGAGCGGGCCGGCUUGGCGCGCCUAUGGAGCGCCAGGGCAGGGCUGCCGCCACCUCAGCCGCGGCCGGCGAGUCGGCGUCCGCUGAUGCCGAAGCGCGGAGGCGGGAGCCGCUCAGGCGCCGGGCGAGUAGCGCGGCGCCGCCGGGGUUCGGGGCGGCGGAGGGCGUGAGACGGGAACGGCCUGGCUCCCUCAGCGGCACCGCCUCGGUCGUCCCCCCGCGCGGCGAGGGCCUCCGGAAGAGGCGGCCGCAUUUUCCAUGGUUUGGCUUGGAUAUUGGUGGAACCCUAGUAAAGCUGGUUUAUUUCGAACCUAAAGACAUCACUGCUGAAGAAGAAAAGGAGGAAGUGGAGAGUCUGAAAAGCAUUCGCAAGUACCUGACCUCCAAUGUGGCUUAUGGAUCCACAGGAAUCCGGGACGUGCACCUUGAGCUGAAGGACCUGACUCUGUGUGGACGCAAAGGCAAUCUGCACUUUAUACGCUUUCCCACUCAUGACAUGCCUGCUUUUAUUCAAAUGGGCAAAGAUAAAAACUUCUCGAGUCUCCACACUGUCUUUUGUGCCACUGGAGGCGGAUCAUACAAAUUUGAGCAGGAUUUUCUCACAAUAGGCGACCUUCAACUUCACAAAUUGGAUGAAUUGGAUUGCUUAAUAAAAGGAAUUUUGUACAUUGACUCAGUUGGAUUCAAUGGACGGUCACAGUGCUAUUAUUUUGAAAAUCCUGCUGAUUCUGAAAAAUGUCAGAAGUUACCAUUUGAUUUGAAAAAUCCAUACCCUCUGCUUCUGGUGAACAUCGGCUCAGGUGUUAGCAUCUUAGCAGUGUAUUCCAAAGAUAAUUAUAGGAGGGUCACAGGCACCAGUCUUGGAGGAGGAACUUUCUUUGGUCUCUGCUGUCUUCUUACUGGCUGUAGCACUUUUGAAGAAGCUCUUGAGAUGGCGUCUCGUGGGGAUAGCACCAAAGUGGACAAAUUAGUUCGAGACAUUUAUGGAGGAGAUUAUGAAAGGUUUGGAUUGCCAGGAUGGGCUGUGGCUUCAAGUUUUGGAAACAUGAUGAGCAAGGAGAAGAGAGAAGCUGCCAGUAAGGAGGACCUCGCCAGAGCAACUUUGAUCACCAUCACCAACAACAUUGGCUCCAUAGCAAGAAUGUGUGCCCUUAACGAAAACAUUAACCAGGUCGUAUUUGUCGGCAAUUUCCUGAGAGUCAACACAAUCGCCAUGCGACUUCUGGCAUAUGCUCUGGAUUACUGGUCCAAGGGACAGCUGAAAGCACUGUUUUCGGAGCACGAGGGUUAUUUUGGAGCCGUUGGUGCACUCCUUGAGCUAUUGAAGAUACCCUGACUGCUACUCGGAGGACUUCCUGAAACCUACCACAGGGGCAUCUAUGGACUUUUUUUCUUUUUCUUUUUAAGAGACGUUUUAUGAUCGUGUACUACCCAAAUCAGAGCAAGAAACAAAUGUAUUUUUCUAAGUCAUCAAGAUAAAUUCUUAAAAUUCUAUCUAAUCUAGCAAUCAGUAAAGAAUUUUUUUCUUUCCCUGUGUAGACAGUAUGAAGAUUUGCUACUUAUAAGCUGCUGUUAUAGGUGGUAGCACAUGCCUUUAAUCCCAGCACUUGGGAGGCAGAGGCAGGUGGAUCUUUGUGAGUUCAAGGCCAACCUGGUCUACAAGAGCUAGUUCCAGGACAGGCUCCAAAGCUAGAGAAACCCUGUCUCAAAAACAAAACAACACAACAACAACAAAAUAAGCUGCUGUUCUUCAGAUUAGCACUGUUAACUCCAAGGUGCUUUGAACUCCCAAUAUCAGCUGCUAUGUAUGCAGUGGAGAGCUGUCUGUACUUCUGGCAGCAGGUGACUGCUUGUCCUGGUGAAAUGUGUGUUAGAAUCUAACCAGUUUUAUCAGGAUGCCUUUGGAGAUAGUCUUCUGUGCACACUCUGACUCAUGUUUAGCCUCUAUGUUAACAUACUGAAAAUGGUUUAUUUAAGGUUCUACAAAGUGGGUUUUUGUUCUGCACCCAAUGCUCAUGAAUUUUAGAAGGGCACUUCCUGUUCUUUAUACUCUUAACCCUUAGGUCUAUGUGGAAAGACAAGACUUCUGGUAGAAUUCUCUUGGGCAGGUGAUUGGGGGACCUGAUGAAAGUGGGUGAGCUAGGUAAAAAAGAAGUGCAGAUGGGCAGGGAGAGUGCUUAUCCUUUCAUACUGAGUGCAGAGGAGGAACAGUUUAUUGAAUAACUUGUGUUCUUCAGCAUGUGGGGUUCUUGUGGGGAGAUGACUCAGAAAACUGUUGAAAUAGUUAAUAAUAACACUCUUGAUAGGGACUGGGCCUUUCUUCCAUGUAGAAUAAUUUAAGAAGCUUUCCCUGCUUUCAUAUUGUACAAACUAAGAGAGGUCUACAUUGUAGCUGAAGGCAAGGAAGGGCCUGUUCACAGUAGCCUUGCUGCUGGAACGGAUACCUCAGGCUCUGGUUAGGAGUAUGUUUCUGCCAUUCUCAGCUAUGGGUUCUGAUGCCAGCUUUUGGGCAACAGAAGGCUCUUGGUGGUUUGGACCAUGGUAACUCAGGGGAUGGACUUGACUGGCUGGCUACCCUGCUUGAUGAUUCCCAGUUCCCAGAGGGACAGCUGCCUUUUAACAGGGGCUUUGGCCCAUUGGACUUCUGGUGCCAUUGGGCUGGGGCCUUAUACAGCAUAGUACAUGGGGCUCCAGGGAUGGCUAAGACUCCUCAAAACUGACUCUCCAUCUACUACUAGUACCAGGAAGUUUUUCUGUUCAUAGCAGGGUUCUGUUUCCCUACCACCUCCUUGAGUGACUCCUGUGAACUUUACUACUCUGGGCUGGCUUACUAAACACCUGAGCUGGCUUACUAAACAUCCUGGCUAUUUGACCGUUUUGACCAGUUAGUGCUUUGUAUUCAUAAUUAUUGUCUUAAGAAACUAGCUCAGCACUUGGGAGGCAGAGGCAGGAGGAUCUCUUUGGUGAGUUCAAGGCCAGCCUGGUCUACAAGAGCUAGUUCCAGGGGAGGAUCCAAAGCUACAGAGAGAACCUGUCUUAAAAAAACCAAAAGAAACUAGCUCAGAAAAGCAAGCCUCAAGGUCACACAGCAGUGGUACUGUUCUGCACUUCCCAUUACUGGUCUGUUCUCUUUCCUCAUUGUGUUCAGCCCAGUGUCACUCCGUGAAGGGUUCUUUUAUUUUUUUGAGGCAGUGUCUCCUGUAGUCCAGGCUAACCUCAAACUUGCAAUACUGCAGUAUAGCUGAGGCUGGUUUUGAACUGCUGAUCUAGUUGCUUCCACAUCUGAUGUGCUGGGAUUACAGGUGUGCACCACUAGUAUAACUCCAUUGUAAAAGGUGUUUUCAGAGCCUCAUCUUAUCAGUUCCAACCCGCUUCCCUAGCAGCUGUGGUCCCAGCACUAUCUGCAGAAAUGUACACAUCACAUUUUAUGGCCACCUGACCUGUGAACUGCAUCCAGUGGCUGUUGGAAGCAUCUUGUCUUCUCUGUCCAGUUCAGGUAGUUUCUUUGGUGACCAAAAGUUCCAUCUCAUUCCUCCACUCAGGUAGAAAGGAGGGUUUGUAGUCAUGGAGCACAGAGAAAGUAGCCUGAACUGAAAUGGAAGAUGGGAGAAGCCCCAAUGGCUGGAUGUAUGUAGGUGAGCCAGGAGGUGCUGAGGGUUGGUUUCAGAGUACCUGGUUUUGAUAAUCCCCAGAGCAUGAGGGCAUUUGAAGAGACCAAGUAGAGGAUGUGAAUAUAGGUGGGAAUGUGAGGAGUCGGUGAAUCCCCAGAACAUGAGAAAAAUGUAGAGAUGAGUAGUGAAGGAACAGGCUGUAGGGAAAAUAACCUGAGGUACAAGGUCCUGGGGGUCAGAGAGCAAAGUGCUCAACAGGUACUUGAUAGAAGGCAUAGAAGGGUUGGUUGCAAGGUUGCUGUGGUGAAGCCAUGGGCUGGAGCUGGGCAGCAGAGAGCUGCUCACUGCCUUGUGUUAGCAGAGGAAAGCAGCUACGUUUACAGAACUUUGAGUGUUAAGGUUGGGGCAAGUACUAGGAGUGUUGCGUACUAUCCAAGGACAAAGCUAUACAUCAAGUCACCCCGAGUGACAGUCACAGUAGGGAUGGAUGGUGUGGUCCGGCUUCUUGCUGUCACCGAGGCCUGAUGUGUUUUCCCCACCUUACUCCAUGUUGAAGGAGGACAGGUCAGAGGUUGUUCAGUCUAUCCGUUUCAUGCCCACCAGUGCAUAAGUUGACAGGUACAUAUUACAAAGUAUUUCAAAAUCUGCCCUUUAUUUACAUGUGUUUGGGUCAAUUACAUGCAUGUUUUAUUUUUUUAACAAGUGAUUAGCAAAAAAUGCAUUAAAGUUUUAAAAUAGCAAUUAAAUAUACAAAAAUAUAGCUUACAAAAACCAAUAUUUAAAAAUAUUCUGCUGCAGAAUUCUUAGUGUACAAACAGUCUAUGAAACCUGAGGCUCAGCAUUUCAUAAACCUUUUUUGAGGGAGUUAUAUCUAAUAAAUAAGCCCCAAGGGGCUAAACUACAAGACUAAAGUGCCACUCCCCUACUUUCCUGGCAAUGACUUGUCAAGAGACCCAGAGGUACCAGUUCCAGGCCAUCACUAGGAAGAUGUCCUGCUUCUCCACAUCAGCCAGGCUGGAGUGGAGUAAGGUGGUGCUGAGGUUUCUACCGUGCAAGUCCCCUUUACACUGGUGGGUCCAUGUUCUUAGCUAUAUCGUGCCUUUGAAACAGCAAGGGUGUUCUCCCUGACCGUGUGAACAAAGGAACUAAGACUGUGGAUACUUGCUUAGUCUAACUAGAAUAAAAGUAUCUUUAAGCAAUUUGAGUUCUAAAGCUGAACUUGAAAACGGGCUAGUGUUUGACUCAAUUAGUGUA
Molecule: messenger RNA, 4935 nt
Organism: Chionomys nivalis (European snow vole)
Lineage: Eukaryota; Metazoa; Chordata; Mammalia; Rodentia; Cricetidae
Gene: Pank2
Product: pantothenate kinase 2
Exons: 7
Coding region: 69-1406 (445 amino acids)
Biological process (GO): coenzyme A biosynthetic process
Cellular component (GO): nucleus; cytosol
Molecular function (GO): pantothenate kinase activity; ATP binding
Source: RefSeq, a predicted model, not a curated record